Molecule: messenger RNA, 498 nt
Organism: Haemonchus placei
Lineage: Eukaryota; Metazoa; Nematoda; Chromadorea; Rhabditida; Trichostrongylidae
Source: the annotation of a GenBank genome assembly
AUGAGCUCGCACAGCCGGCUACCUCUCCUUGCGUUCGAGCAUUUGAUUAUUUAAAGGAGCGCUGUCCCUACCCAUAACUACAUUUUCACCGAAUUUAUCUGAGAUUUCCGCUUUGAAGAAGAUUUCAAGAAAAAUAGAAGAUCACCACAUAGUUAUUAUGAUCAAGUGACCUGUGGAAUACCAGAGAUGCUAAUAAUGUUUUGUGUUCUAUCUAUCACUCUUCUGUUGAAGACAUCCAGCGAUCCAGUCUACGUUGACGAUCUAGCCGAAUUGGUGGAUGACAAGACUGAUAUUUGGGAUCUUGAAGAGCUCGAAAACAACAAUAACGUCGCGAGAACAGCUGGGAAGUACAAAAAGGUGGCUGUCCCUCAUGAAAGCUUUCGCCAUACCUUCGAAAAGAGGGCUCGACGUCGAGUCGAAAUAGAAAGAGAAAAGGAGUGGUGGCAGGAUAAGUGUAGUGUUGUUCGAAAUGUCAACAUGUGUAUGACAUUUAAAUAA